AGAAGAAGAAGUGGAUCCGAAGGAGAGGGCGAAAUCUCGCUGGCGCUUCGACCAUGGAAGAGCACCGGAGCAAGUGCCAGAGGAUUUUGACACCUGUUACGGGACAAGGCUUUCUCCGGCCAGAAGAAAAUAAGUGGCUAUACCAAGGAAGAACUUGAGGAGACCUACGAUUUUCUCUUGCUCUGUAACAAAACAGAGCAUUACUUGUAUGAAUUUUCUGCUUGUGGAGUUGUGGAACAUCCUUGGCGGAUCUGCCCCUAUGUAACUAUCGUUCUUUAGUGCUGUGAGCUUCAAAGGAUGCCGCCAUUAAACCACAAGAGCACAGCUGAAUGUACGACAGAAGUGCUGUAUCACGCCUGGAAAGGACAGCUAUUCAUUCACGAACAGCCACUGUGUGACGUCGUCUUUCAGUCACCAUUUAGUAGUCCCAUCCCAGCACAAUUACCAGCCAAACUAGAGGUCAGACAUGUUGUGGGUGUAUCUGAGUUGAGAAAAAAGUUUCCCGAAGCAGCAUUUCAGAAAAACAGUUACGCAAAUCCUGAAGUCUGCUAUCAAGGAAUUUUGUUCUGUUUAUAUGAAGUAGAAAUACUAAAUCAAAGUGAAUUGAAAGUGGAUCAGUUAUUACGGAGUUUGAAAGAAAAAGAUCUGGCACUUGUCAAAUAUUUAAAUGACCGGGGUGUUCUUGUCUUACUUGCCUCGUCUUCCUUGGUAAAAGAAAAAGAUUCUGACCCAGAUGAACCUACAUGUCUUCAGGCUUUGUUUUUGAUCUCGUCACCAAGGCCAAAGUGUUUAACAGCAACCGAUUGGAAAUGUGAACGUGGGGAGAGUGACCGAUCUUUGCAAGUCACGUUGGUUCUGCCGGGCCUUCGCCACGCCUUGGUAGAAGCAGCCAAGGUGCCAGAUGGUGGAGCUUCUCCUAGUUCCUUGGUUAAGCUGCACAUCCAAGAGUUUGCAAAGCUGCAUAAGGAUUUACCACCAACCUUUGGCAGCCUUGAUAGCCAACCCUUCUCUUUUGAUCUGUUCCUAAAGAACCCGGACCUCGAUGCUUUUUCCGAAAAGUGUCUCCCAACCUCUUUUAAUCACCUGCAAUUCUACCUGUCGCAUCCUCAAAACUAUAUCCUGGAAAUGUCAGCAGCCGUUGCUUGUUUGAAAGACCGCUCUCCGUCGGCCGGCAGCGGUGGCGUGCAGGAUGCUGACAGUUCUUCGGGUUUAAAUGUGGACUCCUUGCCUCCUGGUGGCACUCCUGAGGCUGUCGAAACCACCCGGCCCCGGCGUGCUGUGCAGUCAAAUCCGUCGAACAAAGAUGCUGCAGCGAAAACCACCUUGACGGGUGAUCGACCUUUGCAACGAUGUAAAAGGAAAUCUAGCAGGCUCCUUGGGGCAAGUGCGAGGAAGAAAUGGUCCCCUCUGAAGGUCCUUUGCCUCAUGGAGAGCAACAAAAAGCGGAAGAAAACCAGGAAGAAAAAGAAGAGUCCUUCUCCCUCAUCUUCUAAAAAUUCGGGACCUGCAGUAAAUUCUAAUGAACCCACCCUUAAAUUAAAAAACCUUCAGAAUCCACUAAGGAGGAAGAGGGGUGCCGAGGUUUUGUCUGCGGAGUUUGUGCAGAGAACCAGGUGCGAGUCCGCUUCGAAAGCCGCUUCUGAGGGCCUUGGGGGUCAGGGAGAAAAAAAGCCCCGGCUCUUGAAGCACAAAAAGGAUACCGACAAAGUUAAAAGUGAGGAGAAAAUGGACACAAGGAGGCAAAUCACCAGGAAAAGCGCCCGUCGCAAUAUGGAUGACACCCCACUGGAAAGCCAGCGGGUGGUUGCCGAUGAGAACGAUCCGGUGGGUGAAAGAGCAGCGACUCAGGAGGCUUGCCCAGCUCCAAAAAAGGAAGAAUGCGAUUCCCACGCCUUGAACAUGUUGGCUGACCUGGCGCUGAGCUCCUGCAACUCUCCGUUGGUCAGUAACAGCAGCAAGGCUUCCUCGCCCUCCGGCCCAUUGCGGGAGCGCUGCCGCCUGCAGAGAGGGAAGCCUUUGCACAAGUCUUCUGACCACGAAUAUCAUAGAGCCACCAAAAAAUUGAAGGGUGCCUCCCUUUCGAGCAAAACUUGCCCAAAGGCUCUUUUGACUCCCGGGCAAAGUAGCCUAGCUUCGGAAUCUCCUUCUAGCUCUCAAGAGAGAGGCCAAGUGAGCUCUAGCAAAAAGAGGACCGCGAGGCCUGGUCCGGCUAAGCCCCACGCAGCCCCUCCGAAGGAGGCCGGGGAUCUCUUGGACUCGGGCAUGCACUCCCUGAUUUCCUCUGAGCACUCGUACGCCUCUCCCGUAGCGGAGUCUUUGAAGAAAGGCGCGCCGGGUUCUCCCAGCUCCAAGAACGGGGUGAAGAAUGUCAAAUCGGGGCCCUUGGUUGGGAAAGUGCUGCCUUUCCGGCACCAGCAGAGCGUUUGCCACCCGCACAAACAGUUCAAGAACUACUUGCCCUUCAUGCGCUCCACCGUCAUGGCUGCGAGGUUGAAGGACGACUUCUCCAAGUCCCACAAAGUGGCCUUUUGUGACAAAACUGUUAAAGUGACGUUCCAGUGGGAGGCGGAAUACCUCUUCAGUUUAGAUAGCAAAUACACUAAUAGUUCCUUAGAGAAAACAGUGAUUCGGGCUGUGCACGGGCCCUGGGAUGUCAGCCGGACAGAUGAUCUGGAAGAAAUGAAGCUCAUCCUUCACAUGUGGGUGGCUCUAUUUUAUAGCAAGCCAUUCAAAUCCCCUACAGUAAGGAAAGUGGUUGAACACAGCAACCCUGCCAAGUAUGUAUCGCUGAACAGUGUCGUGGAUCCUUUGGAACUAAUUGACGACUGCGAAGGGCCUUACAGUUUGGAGAAAUGCCCAGCGGAUUCUCUCUCCGACGCUAACCAGCCCCCCGGCGAAGUGGAAGAGAGAGCGGUUUCUCCCUCUGAGAAGCCCCUCUCCUGCAAUGAACUGUCCUCCACGAAUUGCCUAGAGGAUGAGGGGCCCCUUGUGAACCCUGAGGAACCCAGCGAUCUGCCUUUGAAGGAAGAUCAGCUCCGCACCACCGCCCACAAUUCUGAAGACACCAUGCGUUCCUUGGAUAAGGUGGUGGCUGGAGCGGAACCUGAAGAAGAAUGCUUGCUGGAUCCUGUUCUCUCCGGUGAAACCCCGAACGUAAACUCAUCGGGGGAACACAGUACCGGGUGCUCCAGGCCUUGGGCGUAUAGAACGGAGGCAGUGUCAGAUGCAAGUCGAGCUGUUCACGUAGUUGAAGCUUCCCAAAGUGAUGCCACUGCCGUAUGUGCUGAACCUCCAGAGGAUUCAUCAGGCAAACAGCCUGCAGCAAGCAACCAGGCUGCCGUUUCUGUGGGGAGUUGGGAAAUAAACAUUGCCACUCCUUCCGCAGAGGGGAAGGAAGACAAUCACCAGACUGGGGGUGUUGAAUUACUACAUAUGUCUGAAGCAGUGUGGUUAGAAGCAAAUGCUGAUUGUAGAGAAGAUGAUAGCCCUUGCCAAGACGUGAGAGAGUUACAGGACCAGCCCAUGGACGAGGAAGAUGCAGAGAGUGUGGAGUGGGAAUCCAUUGAUCUCGCUCUUUCAGAAAGCAACGAUGCGGACAUGGAACCCCGAGAUGUGGACCUGGAUGAAGAGAACAAAGAAUUUCCUGGGGAAUAUUGCGUGACGGAAGAGAGAGAAACAGCCAGUGUGUGUGACUUGGCAUCAUCAGGUUGUGACAGCCGGUGCAGUUCUGUAGCAUCACCAGGUACAGUUUCUGUGUGUCAGGCGGAAUUGCCCGAGAGCCAAGAAGAGCCUGUAGUAUCAGACCAAAAUUCUGCAUCUCUGACCCGAAACGAUGUGGUUGAGGAUUUCUGCCUUUUGGAGAAAGAUAGGGUAGACAGUCUGGUUGAUUCGGUUCCACGACAGGAUAGCCCUGUUCAUCAAAAGACCCUUGAUGAAGAAGCUGAAUUGCCAAGGAUUGAUAACGCAGUUGUUCCAGCCAAACGUCCCAUAUCUCCAGACCAAAUGGAUGUGGUUGAAAGUCCCUAUAUUUCCCAGGAAGAUAAAGGCAUCAGCUUGGCAGACUCAGCUUCCGUACGAGCUUCUGAAUCAUUCCAACCACAGAAUGAUAUGGAAACUGAAGGAGAAUCAGCAGGAAGCCAAGAUCCUCCAGUAUCAACAAAAAACUCCAUCCUUCCAAACACAGUUGAUUUGGUUGAUAUUUCCUGUGUUUCCAUGGAAAACAAAGGAAUCAAUCGGGUCGAUGCAGUUUCAAGGCAUUCUAAUCCUGUCCAUCAUACGGCUCCUAAUGAAGUAAUAGAAUUGCCAACGAACCAAGAAGAUUCUGCAGAAUCAACCAGGUUUCAUUUAUCUACAAAUCUAAUGGAUUUGAUUGAAGAUAUUUCCCAGGAAUCCAUUCACCUCUCCGAUUCAGCUCCACUGCAAAUGUCUGAAGAGUGCCAAGUACAAAACAGGAUGGCGACUCAAGGGGAAUAUUCAGGAAGCCAAGAAAAUGCUGUUGUACCAGCCCAAAAUCUUGCACCUGCAAAAGAAAUGGAUUUGGCUCAAGGUUCCGGUGUGCCCCAGGAUGAGGAAGGAAUCCAGAUGGCUGAUACAGCUCGGUUACGGGCUAGUCCUGUCAAUCAAGCAACAUCAAAUGAAGUAGCAGAGUUGCUAGGAAACCCAGAUAACGAUGCCAUGUCAGCCAAAAAUACUGUACUUCUAGAGCAAACGAAUGUGGCUGAGGAUUCCUGCGCUCCCCAGGAAAAGGAAGUAAUCUACCUGCCUGAUGCAGCUCUGUUGCCUGCUAAUGAAGUUCACCAAAUACAGCACAGUACAGUCACUCAAGAUGGACUGAAGGUUAGACAAACAGCAGAAGUACUGAAUGAUUCUCAAAGCAAAAAAGAAUACCAGAGCUUGGAGAUGGAAGAUAUGGCGAUUGAAGCUAACUCUGCAAAUGAAAGGUUUUGUGUCAGAAGCGAGGGCACUGGAGUCUCUUCUGCAACUCCAGAAGUAGCAUCUGAUGUUGAUACAGUAAAUCAGAUGGACGUUAUUGUAUCUGAAGAUAUCAAGUCUGUCCUUUAUGAGUUGAUAGACACUGUGAGUGCCACGGCUAUGGAGUGUGAAGGAACUUGUGUUAAAGAGAAUCCAGGCUUGAACUGGAUUAGUUCUAUAACCCUCGAGUGUGUGACCCCUCCUGAGAGUGAUGGAGAGAGUUGUACAACUGACCAUUUUGCCCGUACUAAUCCAGCAUGGAUGGCUAAUGAAAGUUUAGAGCAGCAUAGCAUCUUUGUUGACCAGGAGAAAGCAACUUCACAAGGGCAAAGGCAGCGUCCUUUGGGGCCGCAUGAAAGUCUGAGAUCCGGUCAAGUGGAUGUGUUUGAAAGAAGGUCCCUCCAAGAGAAUGAAGCUGCUAUGGGUGUCCUUCCAAGCCCCUGUUGCACAAAUUGGGGAAAGACGGGCAGAGAAAGCCUAGAAUGCAAAUCUCCACUGGCUCAAACAGCUGUGUCAUCAAGGGAGGACGGUACCAUGGUUUCCAUGUUGUAUGAAGUUGACCCAGGGCAAGCUAGCCAGGAAGCAUCUGCGUCCCAGGAGGAAGACCAGUUCAGGGAGGCACGUACAGAAAUCUUGCCUUUUGUGCCUGCAGAAGGUCAGAUUGAAUAUUCAUCGGAAGAAUCUGAUUCACUUACAGAUGAAAACGCAAGAGAGAGUUUGGGGUACUCUGGAAACUCUCUGCAGGGAGACACAAGAGAGAGUUUGCGGGAUGCUGAAGAUGCAUCAGCCGGUGAAAUAAUAUCGCCCACUGAAGCUGCAGAUAUGAAUAUGAACUGGGAAGAGGAGUCUUUUUCUGUCGAUGGUGACCAAGAACUUGUUGGAGAUCCCUAUCAGAGAAAUAAGCCUGGGAGUUCUUGUUGUAUGAGAUCCUCUGCCCCAUCAGAAGCUACUGUAGCUAAUUAUGUCUGUGACUUGGACCUCGAGGAAGACAUCCAUAAAAGUGGCCAUUGGGAGUACCUGGAAAAUAAGGAAGGAGUGUCUGAUGCUGAGGCUGAGGCUAAGAAGCGUGACUGGCAUUUUACGUUUAAAGAAGGUGAGAGGUCUGUACCGUUUUCUCUUGAUCCGGACCGUGAGCCGGGGCUCUUAAAGGAUUAUAUAAACUUUUCUGUGACCACGAAGCACAAAGAAAAAACUAGAACGUUUCACUCUUCCAUGAAGCAUGACAUUUUCACAGGAGAGUUGGGAUUUAUAAACUCCUUGAAUAGGACUUGGAGAUUUUUGAAUGAUCCCGUUCAAAACACUUUAGAUAUGGAGUGUUUGCGUUUCCAUUACAAGGUAAAACAGAUCCUGAAGAAGUCACAACAUUCUACCUCCACUGAGACCUUGACGAAAGAGUUUUCACCUCAGGUAAUAGCAGAAACAUUACCAUUGAGAAAGGUACCUGACCCUCCUGCUUUGAGUCAACCGCCCAGAAGCCAAAGUCCACUUCUGGUUACUAUUGUGAAUCCAGGCUUGAGACCUAGCGCCUCACAUCGGCACCCAAGGAGCAGCAGAUAUGGUGACUCCUUUGAGCCUCCUCCUCUCACUUCCACACAAGAUACAACCAGCAAAGCUGCUAGGCUUAGAAACCAAGGACAGGGCGCAACGGCUCCUUUCCAUCUCAACAAAUUAACUUACAAUAAUAAGCUAAAAGAUUUCCGAGGAGAUAUCUCGGUUAUCAUGGAUGAGUUUGCCGAGUUAAGCAGGGUGAUGACACUGGACAACAGGCAGACAGGUAACAAAGGCAGAGACCCAAAUACUACCUCAGAAGAUGCUCCAGAGAAAAGGUGCCCAUCCUUGUCCAGAUGGACAGCAUCCUACGAGCACCUCUUCAAUGAACUGAGCAACACACUACAUUUCAGACUGAAAAAUGUUGCCCACGAAGCGUGCAAAAAACCCUACGCGUUCUACCUGAUGGAAACGGACGACGAUCCUUUCUUUGGGAGAGUAAAGAAUUUGCUGAAAAAAGGGGGUCACACAGAAACUGAGCCCCUGCAUUUCUGUAAGGCAAGCCACGCGGAAACGGACUGUCUGAUGGUCAUCAUUAGAAAUGAGGACAUAUUUCCACAUAUACAUAAAAUCCCUUCCUUGCUGCGGCUAAAGCACUUUCCCAGUGUGACGUUUGCUGGCGUGGACAACCCUGAGGACGUCCUGGAUCACACCUAUCAGGAGCUGUUCUGCAGUGGAGGCUUCGUGGUGACGGAUGAUGCAGUGCUGGAGACGCUGACGCUGGGGGAGCUGAAGGAGAUGGUCAAAACCCUGGAGAAGCUCAAUGGUCACAGCAGGUGGAAGUGGCUCCUUCACUACAAGGAGACGAAGAAGCUGAGAGAGGACGCCAGGGUGGAUCCCGCCGCUCAUGCCAAGGAAUCGCUCCUGCAGUCCUGCCAGGGGGCCAACAUCACUAAAGCCCUGCACUACCAUCAGUGCGAUUCCAGGUCCUGCCCGAGAGAUGAGCGAUCGCAUUGCUUGCUGCUCUUGCAGGUCCAGCAGAUCAGUGAGAGGUUUGCCGUGUUCCUCACAGGAAAGACCAGCGCCAGCCGAGAGGCCUUGGAGAGCAAAGGGAUCCUCGUGCUGGAUGUAAAUACUUUCAUUGCAACCGCUCAAGAUAUGGUGACAUCGUCGAGAAGUGGCUAUUGAAAACCAAGAUGGAUGCCUUUCUGACCCUUUAACACAGAACAAACCUCUUUUCUGUUUUCUCUCUCAAAAUCCUUGGAGACACAUCCUCGGAGGCACAUGCACAAUAAAAGCUGCCCAUGCAGCCACAACGGAAUAUAUAUUCUUUUUAAUUUCCACUCCUCCUCCCUUGAAUAGAACGGUAGCCGUUUUAUUUAAGCUCUGCAGAGAAGACUUCUCUUUAUUUAACCACAAUGUGGUUAUAUAAAGGAAAAUGUAUUUUUAAUGUUCUCAGUUGUCUUGACUAGAAGAAAGCAUUUAAAGUAUGAUUGUGAAGCUAAAUAGAACGAUCAUAGGAAAAAAUAAAUAACCCUGUUUACUUGAAGGUUUAGAAAUCAGUCCAUUUAAGCCAGUUUUGCAGACAAGGUACAUAACGGCCUCACUCCAACUAGAAGUUUUCCUCUUCAAGCUACGUUACCACCAAUGCUUUUGCACAGCUCCCAUUCAUUUUAGCAGAGCUUGUGAAGGAUGACCCCCAGGUGGAUUGUGACAGGUGUACUUGAAUCUCAAACAUCUUAGGGUCCUGAAGUUUUUUGUACAUCAAAACCAAUAUUUGAUGUUCCUGUGCAAUGAACGUUACCUUUCAAGUUUUUCUUUUUUGCUGAUGGGUAUUAUUAACUAGUAAUGAAUAGAACUUUCUCCUCUUGUAGAUAGCAUGGUUUGAAAUCUGGAAUUGGGCUUCCUUCCUUUUGACAAGUCUAUUUAUGGUAUUGCAAUAAAGGGUUUCACUAAAUUGCAGCACUAAUAAAAGCAAACCUUGUAAGAUACCGUGCAUAUCUCUUUGGAGACUUUUUUUUGUAACUAAUCUUUAUAAAUAAAGGUGACUAAAAAUGUGUUAGCCUGA
Messenger RNA from Elgaria multicarinata webbii, 8527 nucleotides. RefSeq names its product transcription activation suppressor family member 2 (gene TASOR2). Bases 298 to 7647 code for a protein of 2449 amino acids. Lineage: Eukaryota; Metazoa; Chordata; Lepidosauria; Squamata; Anguidae. The transcript has 20 exons. Gene Ontology annotation, cellular component: nucleoplasm. Gene Ontology annotation, biological process: negative regulation of gene expression, epigenetic. The record is from RefSeq and is a predicted model, not a curated record.